GUACAAUUCCGGAAUAAUAACCGACGCUAGAUUUCUAUAUCGUGAUUUUUCCAAGGUCUAGAUUCUAGGGUUACUGGUCUAUCAUUACCUUAGCCUUAGAUUGAGACUUUAAUUUUGUGUGUGUUAAAGUUAAAGCAUAGAUCUAUCUCUAGAUCUAGAUAUCGUCCCUAGAAAAUUUAAAAUGCCGAAGAAAAACAGCAGCAAACAUAAAGAACCAAGGAAGACAGUUGUGGAAGAUACACUUUUGAUGAAAGUUGUGCAGAAAUAUUUUAAACUAGCUGGAGUAGUAUCUGCCGUUUGGCUCGUAGGUUACUUUAAGUUCUCGGUCAGCUGGCUUUGGCUCUUAUUAGUAUUUUAUGUUUGGAAGGAGAGACAAAACAAGUCCAACGAGCAUAGAAUAUGUAUUUCACAACAAUUAGCAACCGAUGAAAAAUCUGUCAUUUUAGCCAGGGUUGAAGAUCUGCCAUCUUGGGUAAAUUUUCCAGACGUUGAAAGAGCGGAAUGGAUAAAUAAGAUUUUAAGUCAGAUGUGGCCAUAUAUUGGGGAAUAUGUAGAGAAAAUUUUGAGAGAAAAUGUUGAGCAAUCUAUUAGAGCUAGUCUUCCAGCUGCCAUGCAGUCAUUUAAAUUCAGCAAGAUUGAUCUAGGCGACAUUCCUCCCAGAAUUGGUGGAUUGAAAGUAUAUUCUCAGUUAAGAAGAGACGAAAUUUACAUGGAUCUGGAAUUAAACUACAGCAGUGACUCCAACAUUGCAGUCAGUGUCAAAGGUAUCAAUGCUGGAAUAAAAGAUCUCACAAUCCAUGGAACUUUAAGGGUUGUGAUGAAACCUUUAAUAAAUAAAAUGCCACUUGUUGGAGGAGUGCUUGUGUUCUUCUUGAAAAAUCCAGAAUUAAAUUUUGACCUCACAAAUUUGGCUAAUGCAUUUGAUUUACCAGGUUUGAGUGAUAUGCUGCACUCAAUAAUUCAAGAGCAGAUUGCCAAUUUCAUGGUUUUGCCCAAUCGCUUUCCAAUUAAACUGGCUGAAGAUUUGGAUCUCAAUAAAUUACGGUAUCCUCAACCAGAAGGAGUGGUGAGAGUAAAGAUUUUAGAGGCUAAAGAUUUAAAAAAAGCUGAUAUUGGAAUUACAGGAAAGGGAAAAUCAGAUCCUUAUGUUAUUAUCAAAGUUGGUCCAAAGGAAAUGAAAACAAAAGUGAUUGGCAAUUCUGUAGCUCCUGUGUGGAAUGAAUCAUUUGAGAUGACUGUGGACUCAGCAGAUGGUCAGCUACUGUAUUUAGAAGUUUUUGAUGAAGAUCCUGGUAAAACCGAUGAUGAAUUGGGCAGAGUCAGCUUUGAUUUGUCUAAACUUCAAGAUAAAGGAUUUGAAGAUGAGUGGCUACCCUUGGAGGAUGUCAAACAAGGCAUGAUUCAUGUGCAAUUGACCUGGCUUUGGCUAGCAAAUGAUCCAUUAGAACUUGAUAGGCCUUUGUUCAACCAAGGCAGAAGUUGUUUGAUUUUGGAGUUGUUCCUCCUAGAAGAGUGGCUGUCCCCAGCUAACGAGCCUCAUCGAACUCGAGACUUUUUGGUUUAGCAACCAUGAGCUUUACUGACUCGACCACGCCGACCCUUACUGAUUCUCUAAUAUUAUUUGUGUGGCAAACUGGCAACUGAAACCUAAUAUCUUUUCAGUACAAAAUGUUCAUUAGUCAGUAGGAGAAUGAUUAUAACACAGGUUUUUGGUUCAGAGACUACCAAUAACUGACAAGAUUAGGUAAAAACAAUCCAUUGAAGAUCCAUAGAAUUUAAGUGGAAAUAUGUUUAAAUUUUUAUAUAAAUGUUUGCACAAGACAAUAAAAAAUGAUGAGUGCCAUAUGUUUGGCUGAAAUCAUUUGCCUUGAGGGCCUUUUUGUGAUAGCCAGGUUUAAAUAAUAACUUGCAAAAUAUGAUUUUGAUUCCGAUGUUUGAAUCAAUAGAUACUACUAUUAAAAUCAUUUUGUUGUUUUCUCUAUAAAACAUACUUAACAAGAGAUUUCUUUUUCUUUAAUGUUUGCUAUUUAAAAUGAAAUUUAUUUUAAUUUUAAAAUCUUCAUUAAUUGAUUUUUGGAUCUUAUCCAGAUAAGCCGUGCCAAAAAGUUAACCCUCGCCACAAAAAAAAAGAUUAUUAAAUAAAGGAAAUUAAACUUUGUACUUUUAGAUUUUAUUGAAGACGAUGAAAUUGGGACAGGUCGUUAAUAAUUUGCCUGAAAAGUUCUUUAUUUUGGUACCUUUAACCCCACCCCUUAUUGAAGACGAUGAAAUUGGGACAGGUCGUUAAUAAUUUGCCUGAAAAGUUCUUUAUUUUGGUACCUUUAACCCCACCCCUAACCGUAGAGGCAGAUAAGAAAUUGCUUUUAAAUAUUCAAAUAUCUAGACAUCAGAAAUAAGUCUCAAGUAGCAGGGCUUAACAUUUUCACCCAUGCACUUUUUGCAUUAAUGGCAGGGCGUAUCUGGAUAAAGAUCCCAAUUUUUUUUCUAGUUAGUUUGGCAAAUGAUCUUAGACCUUAAUUUAUAUAACACUCCACUAGACAAAUAAUUUCUUUUGUAUCCUGUGGGUUUCCAUUGAUGCCUACAUUGUAGUUUGAUAUUUAAAUGGUUACUCAUUUUAAAAAUCUAGUGAGUUUUAAAACAAUUUAGAAAAAUGCUUGAAAUUUGUUUCCCUAACGCAAGUGGCAAUGCCAAGAAAAAAAUAUUUUAAAAGUGAAAAUACCAUUUUCUCAAGUUUUAAGGCUGAAGCUAUUGAACUAAAAGCAUAUGAAAAUAAUUAAUUGUAAUAGAAUUAUUAUUAUUUACUGAACCACCAUAUAAUAACUAGCUUACGUGAAACAUAUUUCUUCAAAAUCAGUAACUUAUUGGUUACUAAUUAAUGUUUUAAAAAGUUAAGCUUACCUCAAUGUCUGUUUUAACAUUUACACGUACAGAGAUGUAACUUUCAUAUUUUUUUACGGAAAUAUAUUUUCAUUUCAAAAUUUAAGUUAAGCACAUUUUAGGCUGUUUUGAAGAAUGCAAAAGAGGGGUAUUAAAUAAACAGAUUAAUCUUGUAUAAGAUUUACAAAAUAAUAAUGAAGCCUACUAUAAUUUGGUUACCUUUACAUUGAAAUACAGCGAAUUACUUAAAAAACAUUGGCUGCUAUAUAGAAAAUCUUUUUCCUCUGCAGAUAAUAUUAGUUUUAUAUUAAAAAUAAAAUUAAAAUAUAUUCAAAUAUAUUUGGCCCUAUAUUUUAUAUUCUUGUGAGUUUUACUUAAUAAACUUUAUUUUUUUCUAGAAGUCAUUUUAUUUUCUAACUAUAACUAUUUUGAAAAUCUUAUAUCAUAACCUUUUUCAUUUGUUUUGAAUAUACUUACCAUAUUAUUAUUUAAUUUUUAAAUAUUAAGACAAAGAAUAAUUUAUUCAUCAGUGCUGUAAAAAAAAAUAAAACUACAAAAAAAACGUAUUGCCUAAAACAAGUUUACAUUGGAAUCAAAUUAAGUUUAAAAGGGAAAUGGUAAUGGAAGUUAAGAUUUGCAGCAGCUGUCACUAACUCACAUUAAGUUUAUCAACCAUUAGCACAGGUUUAAAGGCUAUUUAUAAACUUUUUAUAAGGAUACUUAUUUCCCAAGUAAUGAAAAUUAAUAAUUUAAUAUAUUCAAUAUAGCCUUCCAAAGUAUAUAUUUUAUUUUUAUUAUAAGUGUAAAUUUAUUUUCUAGGACCUUUUAAUGUUACACAUUUCUAAAACGACAUCACACAAUUAAUUCAACUGCUGAAAUCUAAAUUUAAAGCAAAGUGGUUGGAUGCUGGUUAGGGCAUUUGCCAGCGCCACAGUCGCAUAAAACUUAGUCUAGGUUGAAAGGGGGUAACUUUCUAAAGUAAUAAUUUUUCAAUCGGUUUAAAAAAAAAUUACAAAAUUUAGCAUUUGUUUGAGCAAAAAUUUCAUUAUACAUUAAAAUGUGUAAGCCAGUUAAAAUAGGCUUGAAAAGCUGGUUUCAAAUGGUUGUUACCAGAAAGCAUAUUUUUCAACCAAAAUUGAAUAUUUUUUGUGAAAUAGUUACACAAUGACAUAUUGGCUCCCAUCAAAUGGGUUCCCGACAUAUUGGCUCAUGACAAAUGGGCUCCUGACAAAUUGGCUCAUGACAAAUGGGCUCCUGACAAAUGGGCUCCUGACAAAUUGGCUCUAGACAAAAUGACUCUCGACUUACUGGUUUCAGACAAACGAAUCGUAUGACAAACAUUGGCAUAAAAGUAUCCUUCCUCCACCACCACCAUAACAUCUUUAAAUGCGUGAAAACAUUUUUUUCAUGAUCAAACAGCAAUGCACAAACAAAUCGAGCCCGUAGCAGCUAAAUUACACCAACUUCAAAAUUUUGAUGUUUAAUUUACCACAGUAGAGAUCUGUUGCUUUAAAGCAAGCACUGAAGGUUAAAUGUAUAAUAUACAUGAGUCGUAAUGACGGGAGCCAUUUUGUUGAGAGCCUAAAUCCCUAUUAGUCGGGAGCUGAAAUGACGGGAGCCUAAAUGACAGUCCAUUUGUCUUUAGCCCUUUGGACAUGGUCGAUUUGACUGGGAUGUUCUGUCAUUGGCCGUUUUUGACCCCGUACUGUAAUUUAGCUAACACAUUUAUUUUUAAAUUUGGACUAGCAGAGUCAGGGUUUUGUGAUUAUAGAGGAUGUUAUAUUAUUUAAUGUAAAUAAACUACUAGGCUAUACCCAUUGACCACUAUUAUGUAUUUUAUCAUGGAAAAUAGUUGUUGUGACUUUCAUUGUAUUACUUUCCCUGGCCAUUCCGGUUGACUUCAACAAGGGGUUGAGGGCAGUUUUAUUAAACAUUUGAAUUAAUAAAAUAAUUCUAAUCAGCUAUUCAACUGCUUAUUUUCAAUACAAAAAUAUGAAAAUGAGCGUAAUUGAUGGUUCCCAAACAGCUUUAAUUUUUACAAAAAUAACUAUAAUUUUAUCCUUGAUAUAUUUAUUUAAAGAUUUUUUUUAAAAAUUAGUAUGAUUACAUAGACUUUUUAAGCCUGUUGUAGAAAUUAACUUAAAAAAUUAACGUAAUUGUUUAUUUAAAAUAAAAUAACUGAUUAAAAAAGCAAUCCACAUAACAUCUAGUCACCAAUUAAAUAUUUAUUUAUAUUCUUAGAUUUAACUUAAAUUAAACUUGGACAUAUAAAUAAACCAUAUUAUUAAAUUAAAGUAGCCAGUAGGCCUAAAUAUAAGGGGAAAUAGGCUUUAGAACAUUACUAUUUUAAAUCUGAAUCAGUCCUGACAAGUCAAGAUGACCAUGCUUAAUCAUGCGUGCAAAGAUUAAGCAACAUUCAAAUUUCAUCUAAAGUAUUUUUAUACAUUUACAUAUUAAAUCAAUUAGAUUGGUCUGUUGGACAGGUGAAGUUUCAUUUAUCUCUCUCUGCAACUUCAGCGUAUGGGGAUAUAGUGUGAUAAGUUAUCCUUCCGUCACCUUGGUUGGGUGGGUUCAUGUACAUCCUACAGACUUGGAUCUAGGAUCUGAACCUGAGACUUUCUGGACAGUAGGCAUGCGCCUUAACCACCCCACCUACUCU
Physella acuta is the source of this 5536-nucleotide messenger RNA. RefSeq names its product extended synaptotagmin-1. Gene Ontology annotation, molecular function: phosphatidylcholine binding; phosphatidylinositol binding; phosphatidylethanolamine binding. The record is from RefSeq and is a predicted model, not a curated record. Gene Ontology annotation, biological process: lipid transport. Gene Ontology annotation, cellular component: endoplasmic reticulum membrane. Lineage: Eukaryota; Metazoa; Mollusca; Gastropoda; Physidae.